This is a messenger RNA of Zygotorulaspora mrakii, 633 nucleotides long. It is a transcript of the gene GAR1, whose product is annotated as H/ACA snoRNP pseudouridylase subunit GAR1. NCBI's taxonomy places the organism in Eukaryota, Fungi, Ascomycota, Saccharomycetes, Saccharomycetales, Saccharomycetaceae. Gene Ontology annotation, biological process: ribosome biogenesis; snoRNA guided rRNA pseudouridine synthesis. The record is from RefSeq and is a predicted model, not a curated record. Gene Ontology annotation, cellular component: box H/ACA snoRNP complex. Gene Ontology annotation, molecular function: box H/ACA snoRNA binding. The coding region runs from base 1 to 633 and encodes 210 amino acids. The transcript has a single exon.
AUGAGUUUUAGAGGCGGUAGCAGAGGAGGCCGUGGAGGUUUUAGAGGAGGCCGUGGAGGAGGCCGUCCAGGUGGCAGACCAAUGCUUCAAGGACCUCCAGACAGUGUGCUGGAGAUGGGUGCAUUUUUGCAUCCUUGUGAAGGUGACAUUGUUUGUCGUUCGAUAAAUACCAAGAUUCCUUAUUUCAAUGCUCCUAUAUACUUAGAGAAUAAGACUCAAGUGGGUAAGGUCGACGAAAUUUUGGGACCACUAAAUGAGGUCUAUUUCACGGUCAAAUGCUCUGAGGGUGUACAAUCGGCAAGUUUCAAAGAAGGUGACAAAUUCUAUAUUGCACCUGACAAGUUAUUACCAAUUGAGAGAUUUAUACCCAAACCAAAGGUCGCAGGCCCACCAAAGCCUAAGAAGAAGAAGUCUUCCAGAGGAGGUGCACCAGGUGGUCGUGGUGGCGCUAGAGGUGGAUUUAGCAGGGGUGGACCUAGAGGAGGCUCCAGAGGAGGAUUCAGCAGAGGAGGCUCUAGAGGAGGCUUUGGUGGUUCUCGUGGCGGAUUCAGCAGAGGUGGCUCCAGAGGUGGAUUUGGAGGGUCUCGUGGAGGUUCCAGGGGUGGAUUUGGUGGUCGCGGCGGAAGAAGGUGA